AUGACCAUAACCAUAGUUGAUUAUAAUGUCCGUGACUACUCUCACGAUAAGUACGAUGUUGUCUUCCACUCCGAAACAAUUCACACAUUGGUCACACAUACUCCUUCCAUGGUCGACGCCUGGCUCUCAAACCUCCCCCGAAAUAGCCACACCAGCAACUCCCUCGUUGGCCUUGAUGUGGAGUGGCUCCCAAACAGACAACGUAAUAUGGAUAACCCAAUUGCUAUCAUUCAACUCUGCAUAAACAGAGAAUGCCUUGUUUUUCAAAUCCUCCGUGCUUCAUUCAUCCCACAAUCACUUGUUGCAUUUCUUGAGAACCAAGGCAACACAUUCGUUGGUGUUGGUAUUGAACAGGAUGUGGAGAAGCUUCUUAGAGACUACUCUUUGCGCGUUGCGAACUUUCUUGAACUUCGCACCCUCGCUACUCAGAGAUUGGGGGAAUAUGUGAGAGGUGCUGGACUUAAAACAUUGGCUGCUAAUGUUCUUGGUAAAGAUAUUGAGAAACCAAGGAGGAUUACUAUGAGUAGGUGGGAUAAUUUUAAGCUUACUCCUCAGCAGGUUCAGUACGCUUGCAUUGAUGCUUUUGCUUCAUUUGAGAUUGGAAGGAUUCUUUAUGAUAGUAGGGUUUGAUUGCUUAAUUUGUUUCUCGUUUAUUUUUCUAGAAAGA
Messenger RNA from Trifolium pratense (red clover), 667 nucleotides. RefSeq names its product Werner Syndrome-like exonuclease. The transcript has a single exon. The coding region runs from base 1 to 630 and encodes 209 amino acids. The record is from RefSeq and is a predicted model, not a curated record. Gene Ontology annotation, molecular function: 3'-5' exonuclease activity; nucleic acid binding. Gene Ontology annotation, biological process: nucleobase-containing compound metabolic process. Gene Ontology annotation, cellular component: cytoplasm; nucleus. Lineage: Eukaryota; Viridiplantae; Streptophyta; Magnoliopsida; Fabales; Fabaceae.